Messenger RNA from Entrophospora candida, 531 nucleotides. The record is from the annotation of a GenBank genome assembly. Lineage: Eukaryota; Fungi; Glomeromycota; Glomeromycetes; Entrophosporales; Entrophosporaceae.
AUGGCUCCAAGUGCUUCACACCUUAUGCCUUCAACGGAAAUUAUAACAACCAACACACUUAUUGUUACCAAUCUUGACCCUUUAGUAUUUUUAGCAGGGAAUUUUAUGAAAAUUAAAGCAAAAUUUGAACAAUAUGGGUCAAUAUAUAAAUUAAUUCCAAUCAAAUCAUUUAAUCUUUAUGAUGAUGAAACAGAUAAAUCGAAACAUCAUCUUAAUAUACCAGUAUUAGAAAAAAAUAGGUUAGAUUCACCACCAGGAUCACCAAAAACCUUAGUUGAUGAUUUAGGAUAUAAACUUGUAAAUAUUAAUUUAAAUAAUAGUAAUAGCAAUGGUGUUAAUGUUGUUGAUACACACAAUGAAGAUUUUUCUUUAGACAAUAAUAAUGGAGGAGCAGAUAACAGUCACAAGGAUGAUGUUCCUAUGAUUUUUGUCCAAGAUUGGGAUGACUCAUUAUCACCAUCUACUUCAUUAUCAUCACCAUCAUUAUUAUCAUCAAUCACAUCAACAUCAAGACCAUCAAUCAUCUAUUAA